Molecule: messenger RNA, 2043 nt
Organism: Nestor notabilis (Kea)
Lineage: Eukaryota; Metazoa; Chordata; Aves; Psittaciformes; Psittacidae
Gene: CAT
Product: catalase
Exons: 12
Coding region: 1-1596 (531 amino acids)
Biological process (GO): response to hydrogen peroxide; hydrogen peroxide catabolic process
Cellular component (GO): mitochondrion; cytoplasm; peroxisome
Molecular function (GO): heme binding; catalase activity
Source: RefSeq, a predicted model, not a curated record
AUGCACAUUGUGUGGCUUAAAUAUAGAGGAGUUUUAAUUUCUGCUGUUGUAAUAUUGACUCUCUCUCCCUUUCAGAAACCUGAUGUCUUGACCACUGGUGCUGGGAACCCCAUAGGGGAUAAGCUUAAUAUCCUGACAGCAGGGCCACGUGGCCCUCUUCUUGUUCAAGAUGUUGUUUUCACUGAUGAGAUGGCUCAUUUUGACAGAGAGAGGAUUCCUGAAAGAGUUGUGCAUGCAAAAGGGGCAGGAGCCUUUGGUUAUUUUGAAGUCACUCAUGAUAUUACCCAGUAUUGCAAGGCAAAAGUGUUUGAACACAUUGGAAAAAGAACUCCGAUUGCUAUCCGGUUCUCCACUGUUGCUGGAGAAUCUGGGUCAGCUGAUACAGUUCGUGACCCUCGAGGCUUUGCAAUGAAAUUCUACACAGAAGAGGGUAACUGGGAUCUUGUGGGGAAUAAUACUCCCAUUUUCUUUAUUCGGGAUGCGAUGUUGUUUCCAUCCUUCAUCCAUAGCCAAAAGAGGAACCCUCAGACUCAUUUGAAGGAUCCAGACAUGGUGUGGGAUUUCUGGAGUCUUCGCCCUGAGUCCUUGCAUCAAGUGUCUUUCUUGUUUAGUGACCGUGGUAUUCCAGAUGGGUAUCGUCAUAUGAAUGGAUAUGGAUCACAUACUUUUAAACUGGUUAAUGCUAGUGGAAGAGCAGUUUACUGCAAAUUCCAUGCAAAGACUGAUCAGGGCAUCAGAAAUCUUCCUGUUGAAGAAGCAGGAAGACUGGCUUCUACUGAUCCCGAUUAUGGAAUACGUGAUCUUUACAAUGCCAUUGCCAAGGGGGACUAUCCAUCAUGGUCUUUCUACAUACAAGUUAUGACAUUUGAAGAAGCAGAGAAGUUUCCAUUUAAUCCUUUUGAUUUAACUAAGAUCUGGCCACAUGGUGACUACCCCCUUAUUCCUGUGGGAAAACUUGUCCUGAACAGGAAUCCUGUCAAUUACUUUGCAGAGGUAGAACAGAUGGCAUUUGAUCCUAGCAACAUGCCACCUGGUAUUGAACCCAGCCCUGACAAAAUGCUGCAGGGUCGUCUCUUUUCGUAUCCUGACACUCAUAGACACCGCCUGGGACCCAACUAUCUACAAAUUCCUGUGAACUGCCCCUUCAGAGCUCGUGUGGCCAAUUACCAGAGAGAUGGACCAAUGUGUGUUUCUGACAACCAAGGUGGUGCCCCAAACUAUUACCCAAACAGUUUUACUGGUCCAGAAGAUCAGCCUGCGUGGAAGGAGUGCCGGGUGUCUGUUUCGGGAGAUGUGCAGCGCUUCAACAGUGCAAAUGAAGAUAAUGUGACUCAGGUGCGAGACUUCUAUACCAAAGUGCUGAAGGAGGAGGAGCGCCAAAGGCUGUGCAAAAACAUUGCUGAUCAUCUUAAGGAUGCACAACUCUUCAUUCAGAAGAGAGCUGUGAAAAACUUCACUGAUGUUCAUCCUGACUAUGGUGCUCGUAUUCAGGCUUUGCUGGACAAAUACAAUGCUGACACUGGGAAGAAGGAUGUUAUCAGGACAUACACACAGUCCGCAUCUCGUAUGUCUGCCAAAGAGAGAUCCAACUUGUAAAGUGUGCUGCAGAGCCUCACUCUAUCAGUUUUGCGUCCUUACAACUGCAGGAUAACCUGUGGAAGAGAUUAAUGAAUGUAGCAACUUCUGCACAAAUACAGAAUUGUUUUACAGGCUCCAUUUCUUAAUCUUUCAAGUGCCUGUAUCUGUAUUGGAAACUAGGUAACACAAGCUAACAAUCCUAGUGCCUUUAAAUGCUAGUGCUUUAACUCCUUGUUGACAACAUAUGGUGUUUUUAAGGAAACUCAUGAUUAAAAAUCCUCUUCAUUUGUAGAAGCAAACAUAAGUUUAAUGAAAAUACCUUCUGUUUUUUAUUGUAAAACUACUUUGCUAGAUCACACAAUAGAAUUUCUAUAAUGAUACUGUGAUUAUCCAUAUGGAUAAACUUCUUCAUAUUGAGAAGUUGCUGUUGCUGAGUAUGUUUAAUAAAAUAUCUGUAUGUAUUUG